Molecule: messenger RNA, 7521 nt
Organism: Scylla paramamosain (green mud crab)
Lineage: Eukaryota; Metazoa; Arthropoda; Malacostraca; Decapoda; Portunidae
Exons: 6
Coding region: 883-3669 (928 amino acids)
Source: RefSeq, a predicted model, not a curated record
CACCACCACCACCACAACCACCACUACCACCACCGCCGCCGCCGCCGCACUCGCUGCCGUGUUGCAGCCUUCAGUAAUGUUCUGUGCCACCUGUGAUUGCACUAUCACUAAAUGUGAAGAAAAUAUAUGUUCACACACACACACACACACACACACACACACACACACACAUAUUUGUUAAUACUUAGUGGCAAUAAUUUUCAACUUUCCUAAUUUUGUGCUUCCAGUUUGGUUUCAGAUCUUUCUCUUUUACACAUGCACGCACAAGCUGCUCUGAGGCUCAUGUGAGGUAGUUCAUGGUCACAAAUAGAGUUUUCACGGAAAGCAGACAUUACAGAGGCAUUAAUUUACUUUCAAGUGGGUAUGGUAGCGUUUACUGUUGCGGAAAGAAGGUCGCGGAGCUUUAUGAUCACCAAAAGGAUCUUGUGUACAGCGUAGCAAGGAGAUUCUGGCUGGCUCAAGUUUAAUAUCUUAUUUCAUUAAUUAUAUCAAUUAAAAAAUCCUUGAAGGCGGAAACAUGAUGUCCUUCAAAAUUCUUUCUUUAUUAGUGUCUUGCUACAUCAAGCCGCGCCUCAGCCACGCAAGAAGCCAAGGAGCUUUGGGAUAGACGCUUAGGGAAAGAGAAAGUGCAGAGAGUAAAUCCAGCGUAUGGCUGCGGGUCCUGCGAGCGUGGAGCCUUUCGUGACUCACUUGCUCGUCCGCCCCCGCACGAGCCGCACACAGACUGCACCACGCACCGGGAACUGUCAAUCAACGUCCGUGACUGUGAAGUCUGCUCAUUCUAGUCGAUCUGAACUCUGGAAGCUUUUGAUGAAGUAGACAAUGUUGAGAGGUUCGGUGUAGUGACAGCCAUCCCUGAAAGCUUGUGCGUGACGCGGCACCAUGAGGAUCCUGCCGCUGGUGUUACUAGUCUGCCUGUUGGGCGUUGCUGCCGGUGUCAACUUUAAUAUCUUCAGAUGGCCAUCUUUUAAUCGUAAAGGCAGAGGACAAAGUGGUGUAGGCUAUGGUGGCAGUGGUGGCGGCCACAGGGGCGGCGGUGGAGGGUAUGGGGGCGGCGGAGGUGGCGGCAAAAGGAAAGGCAAUCCAUUACGAAGUCUGCAGAGACUCAAGACCCAAGCCAUCACAGGCCUCAGGAAUCUCAAGGCUCCCAUCAUCGACGGCAUCAGGAACCUGAAGAGUCAAGUGUUUGAACUCAAAGGCAACUUCUUCAGGCAAGCCAAGAACCUCUUCAAUAAAGGGAAAAGCAGCCAAGGCCAGUCCAGCUACUACCGUCAGCCCGCAACACACUAUGGAGGCGGUGGAGGUGGAGGAGGCUACGGGAGUGGUGGAGGCGGCAGCAGCUAUGGUGGAGGAGGAGGAGGAGGAGGAGGAGGAUUUGGCAGCCACGGGAGUAGUGGCGGUGGCUAUGGCAGUGGCGGUGGUGGCAGUCAUGGUAGUGGCGGCCAUAGUAGCAGCGGGCAUGGGGGCGGAGGCCAUGGUGGCAGUAGCUAUAGUAGUGGAGGCGGCAGUCAUGGUGGUGGAGGAGGCAGUCACGGUGUUGGAGGAGGAAGUCACAGUGGAAGUAGUUAUAGCAGUGGAGGUAGCAGUCACGGUGGAGGUGGUGGUGGAGGUGGGCAUGGUGGUAGCAGCUAUAGCGGUGGAGGCGGUGGACACGGUGGAGGCGGCCAAGGUGGAAGUAGUGGCCAUGGUGGGGGGGGUCACGGUGGAGGAGGCGGAGGCGGGAACAAUGGGUACAUACAGGUGUCCCAGGUGUCUCCGCAGUCCCCUCCCUCUUCCAGCUAUGGGGCGCCUCCCACUUCCUCCUCAGGCCACGGGUCUGUCUCCACUCCAGCCUCGGGUUACGGAGCUCCUUCACCAGCUACGGGUUUCACGGGCUUCAGUUCACAGCGACCCCAGUCUUCCAGUUACUCAGCACCGUCAUCGCCAGCUGCUGGAACUAGCAGUUACAGCUCCACCGGGAGCAGCGCCAAGGGAGUGACGGGGGUGCGGCAGGCUGCUUCCUCAGGCUUCAGGGCCACAGCAGCAUCUGCAGGGAAUAACUUCGCGUCGAUCCCCGCCACCGGGUAUCGCGCCCCGACCGGCACUGGCAGCGGAGUCAGGCCGUCUCAGACCAGCUCCUACAGCCACACGGGGACAAGGGCAACAGGCUCAGGCGACAGCAGCUACAGUACUCAGAUUAAUGCACCACUUUCAGCAGCCAUGGCUAUGGGUCACCUGCUGAACGAGGAUGAGGUGGUGAAGGGACAGCCGGACACUGGAGCCUGGCGCCCUGUUCUUGGGACCUCCGGAGCAGCGCCGCCCAUCGAUGUGCGCACUCCAGUCUCCGUGGCCUCCACGACCAAGGGCCAGAGUUCGAUAGGUCAAGCACUGGGCACAACGGAGGAGCCACUCUUCAUUGACUUGGGUGGAGCGGGAGAUACUACCGGCGGGUCCAGUGGUGUGCAGGUCACAGAUCCCGCAGUGGUCGUUGAUGAUGACACAUACAUUGUAUCAGCCACCAAAGAAUAUGACGACGUUGUAUUGGUGGACAAGGGAAAUCCGGAUGACGCUGCCAAGGCUCUGUCCAAAGUGGUGGACGCCGCUCUGCUCAUAGAUGAAAAGCCCGAUGACCACACGCUACUCGUCAACGAUGAAACAAACGCGAUCGACUCACCCUUACUGAUUGAGGACGAAGCCCGGAAGCGCUCCUUGAGUGGUGGCCGCCUCCAGGAACACCCGUCCUCCGUGGGGCGGGCGGACAACUCAUUGGGCAGCGGACGCAGGUCUGACAGACUGCAGUCUGGGCAAGAGUCCAACAUGAUGUUUUCUGGUUUGAUGGAGGAGCUGCGCCUCAACACUCUCAUGGCACUCAUACGGAGGGCCAACCUGGAGGCCAUGCUCACCACGGAAGGCGGCUUCACCAUCUUCGCCCCCUCGGACUCCGCCUUCUCGCUGCUGCCUCGCUCUGCUGUGUUGCUGCUGCAGAACAACACCGAGAAGCUGCGGGAGGUGGUGCUGUUCCACGUGGUGCCCGGGGAGCUGCGCCUGGACAGCUUCGACAAUAACGACCAGUUGAGUUCAGCUUCGCCCCGCGGCAGGAAGCUGAGAGUGAACGUGUACGACCACGGAUCAGACCAGCAGGUGGUGACGGUGAACGGGGCGCGGGUGAGGCAGCCGGACAUGCUGGCCACCAACGGCGUCAUCCACGUUAUAGAUCGCGUGCUGUACCCCAUGGCUGACCUGUCCAUCCUCGACCACCUCACCUCCUGCGACACAUUCACAGGUGCCAAUGUGGCAGUAACAGGCGCUGGGCUUAACCCAGUGUUGGAACAGGAGGGACCCUUCACUGUAUUCCUCCCCACCACGGAGGCUUUUGCUGCCAUCGACAAUGCCACUGUCUCCAGCUUUAUUCAGAACAUCACACUGCUGCAGCACGUCUUGAUGUACCACAUUGUGCCCGGGGCUCACUUCAGCGAGGGGCUGCGGGAUGGCACAUGGCUCACAACCCUCGCCCAGGAACAAGAACUGUUGCUACGUGUUACUUCUGAUGGAUACUCUCGGCGUCUGGCUGGUGUGGGUCAUGCUGCUCGAGUCAUCAAACACGACAUAAUUGCAACAAAUGGCGUCAUACACGUCAUUGACACUGUGCUGCGGCCUGAGCUGGAGACUCCAAUAUGUGGCCAUUUCUAGCAGAAAGAUCCACAGUCUAAAUGGUAAGGUUAAAUUUGUAGAUGUUUAUAAGAUUCACUAGUUAUACUGUGCUGGAAAUACUUUGGUGAGUCAAUUCGAACUCAUUCUGACAACAGCAGUGCCACAAGACUUUAUAGGCACUACUGUGGUGUCACAAGCACGUGAAUAGUUUACCUCGAGUGUUGUGUGGCAGUAUCCUGUGGAAAGUCUUUUGAGUGCCAGUGAAGAAUGCAGCGUGUGUUUUUGUGUGUGCAAAGGUAAUUGAAAAAAAAGUGAAGUAUGUGGAAGUGAUAAUUGAUAAUUGACACGAUGUGUUUGAACUCUAUCAUGAGUGAAUUUACAAAAUGUUCACCAUUAAGUGAUGGACUCAUGGACAGCCUGUGGCAUGUGAAGAACAAUGCGGUCAUGUUGAAAAUUGUAUUGUUCUUCAUGUCAAUGAUUUAGAUAGCAAAGUAUUACUUGAUUUUUUUUUAUUUUAAUGUGAUACACUACUGACAUAAUAAUAAAGAUCAAAAGCUAAAAAUCAGUAAUGAAUCAUUAAUUUUGUCUAUCAGUGAGGGUGUACAGAUCACUUUUUCAAAGUGCAGUUUUUGAAAAUAAAGUAAUUACAUCUGUUGAAGUGUUGUAACCUUGUCAUGAACAUCUUAGUAAUACUGUAAUGGUAAAAUGCAAUAUAAUAAAGGAAAGUGAGAUGGGUACUACCAAUAUAUAAAAAAAAAAUGUUAUUUUCUAAAGAAAAGUGAUCCAUCCAUGAUGUAAUCCGGUCACAUCCAUUGAUUACAGACUCUGAGGGAUUUGUGCAGGACCAACCUAUGACAGGUAGUCACAUUACCAGUACAGUACAGUACAGUACAGUACAGUACAGUAGUACUGACAUGGUACACUUUUUUAUUAUAUUGAUAUAUAACAGCAUCAUAAUAUAUAUCAUUGCCAUGAAAAUGGAAAUGUUCUGCACCAUUCCACAAUGAAUGAUGUUAGUUUUAUGCACAUAUGUUGCCUUAAUGGUGUGAAAAUGAGACAUACGUACACCAAGACUCUUAAUAUUACAAAUACUGAUGACUAAAAGGACCAUGUUAUUAAGUGAUGAGGAGUAUCUUGAGUACAUUUUAUCAUACAUGCUGAAUAUACCUUAGAAAUAGGUCUGAGUCAAUACAGGUUCUUUUCCUUAUUUUUUUUAAAUGUUUAUUCUUAACACACUUCACUUUCCAUACAUGCGAGGUGGCAUGCAAGAAAGAAGCAAAGUUAUAAAAAUACAAAUGAACAGUAGGAUUUGUUCUGCUUCUUUCUUGAUUUGAUACAAAAACUGUCAGAUGGAGAGAUUCUCAGAAGAGUACAUUAUUCAGUGAAAGGUUGUGUUUGAAUCCCAAAAAUCAUGUGAUGCAAGGACUGACUUUAUCUUCCUGGAGACACUGCACUAUUUCAUAGAAUAAUAUUCACCAUAAACCUAAGAUUUUCAAUAUACACACAAAAACAUCACUGUAAAGUUUACUAUAGUUAUGACCAUUAUCUAAAUCAUCACCUUGAUUGAACAAGGAGGCACCAAACAUACCAGAUGCGGCCUUAUUCAACAAGAAACUCAUCAUCCAUGUUGUUUCAAUUUCACAUGUGCUCAAUCCACAUAAGACCUUUUCACUUCUUUUAGCAGUCUAGCACUUAGUCCAUAAAAUCUCAAAACAGUCCAUAGUCUUGUCCUAUGUAACAGUGCAAGCAUCUCUCCAACACUUUCAUAUAUUUUUUUUUCUUCACUGGUAUCUAUGCUAUGGAUCCAAUUAGGGUGUGGGGCAUUCUGAUGGAAGUACCUUGCAUUUACAGUGAUUUCAGGACGAGUAUGUGUAGGGUAUGGAACAGUCAUUAUGAAGGGGCAGGGGUACACCAGUGUAUGCCAUCAGGCCUUGCUAUGCAUGUGAUGGGCCAGUUGUGCUAUGCCUAAGCUCCUGGGGUAUAGUAUUGUGGUCCAUGAGACUAUCCUUUACCACUGGGACUCACAGCACUAACAGUGUGAAUGAUACGUGUGUGUGUGUAUGUGCGCUUUGUCUGAACCACCUUGUGUGGGUUUGCCAACAUGUAUGUAGAUAGAUCUAUGUUGUCUACUAAGUGAAGAUAGUUUUUUUUCUGUUUCACUGCUAAAAUAAGAGAAUAUGAUAAACUAGAGCACCAGAGUGAUCUAGGUGCUUCUUCACAAACAGAUUUACUCAUAAGAAUUUUGUGACAGCUGACAUUUUACCAACAGCCAGCAUUAUCCACUGACAGCAUUCAAUAUAGUGUAAGUACAAAUACACUGUUUUAGGUAGUCUGCAGCAGUCAGUCUACUUGAGUAUGAACCACUUCCUUACAAGAAUAUUUUAAGCUGGUAUUAUAAAUCCUUGUAGCUGCACAUUCUACAACUAACUUGAAAAGUACUACUGGUGUAUUCCCUGCACAUCAUAAAAGAACUGAAAGGAACAAAGUGAUGGGACUGGUUGAGCCCAACAUCUGUAAUUCUGUUACUAUAAAGUGUUAUGAAAUGUAUGGCAGAGAUAAAUGGAAAGCCAUUGUGAAUGCACUUUUGGAAACAUCCUUGAAACUUUAUUGUCUAAUCAAUGCAUUUGUCAGCAGCAUAAGUAAACUAGAUUUGUUAUUAGGCCUCUUUCCAGAAACUAUCUGAUAAACUGUGCAACUGGCCAUCACAGUGUGGUGUAGUGAGAAUUGAUCCUCCCUACCCUAAAGGUUUAUAUGUAAGUGAAUGCUUGUGUAUCAAUAAAUGUACACAACCUGGUCUUGGAUAUGUACCUUUACAGGGGAUAUCAGCCUGGUAUUAUAAAUGUCAUCAAAAAUAACUUGGUAAGCAGUUUGUUAUUUUAGUCGCUUCCACACACCAUGCACAAACUUGGGUCAAUAGAUACAUAUAAAUGAAUAUUUUAGUAAGCACUAUGCCCUUUAGUUUCAGUUGCUGCUUCAUGCACUGGACACACACACAUACAAAAAUGCUACACAAGUCUUUAUACACUACAAAAAUUUAUGUUGUUAUUACUUUUGAACUCUCUGCAGCUAUAUCUUAUAAGUACAUAGGUCCUGGGUGUACUACACACUUACAAAAAUCCCAGUAUAUGAUUUGCACUGGCUAAAAAUGCCUAUCAUCUUGGAAGAUUAAAACAAUUCCUCUUGAUUGAGGCAGCCAGACAUAUUGUGAAAUGCAGUCACUACAUUAUUCCUCAUAAUACAUUUGAACAUAUUAUAAGGCAGUCAGACAUACUGUUAAAUGCAGUCACUACAUUAUUCCUUAAGAUAAACUUGAACAUAUCACAUGACUUGUGGCCACUUUGCAUACAAAAUUAACUCAAUGUACAAACAGUAUCUUUUAAUUCGUAAUUCAAUACAAAGAUUGAACUGUGAAGUCAUAAUCUUAGCCAGUUACAUCUACACAAAAAAGUGUUUUGAGAUAUAUUAUCUUAAGUUCUGGCAAAAGAUUAUGUUCAAGACACUUAAGAUCACUGGAGUGUUUCAUGUAAAUGAAACUUCAAACUGAAUAAAACACUGGCAAAUCACAAUAGCAAAGUACAGCACAUAGAAAGUAUAACAAUCAUCAGUAUGACAUACUUUCAUCAAUAUGGAACUGCUUGAAGUCAAAAUACUCCAUUCAUUAAAAAACAAAGUGGAAAGUUGGCUACACAUUUCAUGACCUGUUGAUAUGAUGACUAAGGAACUUAUCACAUUUAACACAAAUGAAGCCUUCAUGAUGCAAAGGAUCUUCACAACUUGAAGUUGUUUUGUGUUGCUUGGAAGUAUGAACAUUUUUCUCCCAUUUUUCAUCCUUCUUUGAAUUCCAAGUAUGAUUUCAACUUAUUCUGACAUUCAGCUGACACUUGCAUCUCU